AUGGCCGAUGCCACGAAUGCGAGGAACGUCCCGGGUCCAUCUGGAUUUUCUAACAAGAAGCGCAAAUCCAACACGACAAGCCCCGAUUGCGAUGUCUCCAUGGUCAAAAAAACAAGGUUUCUAAAAGAUGUGGUCUUGACGAGAUAUGGUGGAGUUUUGGAGGGCAGAGUGACCUCGAAAACACCCAUAAAGGAAUGGUCCAAAAACGGAAAAGAAGGAAAACUAUUCUCUUUCCUCAUGGCCGACGAGACAGCCCGAAUUAGUGUCAUCGUGUCAGGCGACAAGACAGAUGAAGUAUUUUCGACAAUCCAGGUCAACCACUGUUAUAGAAUCACGGGGUUUAAACCAAAGCCAGUCAAUCCUCACUUCAGUUCCACGGAUCAUGAAUGUGAAGUGACGCUCUCGAAGAUCUCGAAAAUCAAAGAAAUCGAGAGGGACGACAUCCCACAAACUCAAUCCCUCUGUUCCUCGAUUGCGAGCAUUCUCAAUAUCGAGAAAAAUUGCCUCAUAGACUUGACGGCAAUUCUAUUUGAUCUACUCCCGGUUCAGAACAUAACAUGUCGCGAUGGCUCCAUUCAGAAAAAGCAAACGGCGUUGUUGGUUGACGACUCGAAGAAAAUUGUCUCGCUCGAUCUCUGGAACAA
Molecule: messenger RNA, 644 nt
Organism: Galendromus occidentalis (western predatory mite)
Lineage: Eukaryota; Metazoa; Arthropoda; Arachnida; Mesostigmata; Phytoseiidae
Product: replication protein A 70 kDa DNA-binding subunit-like
Exons: 2
Source: RefSeq, a predicted model, not a curated record